Messenger RNA from Phlebotomus argentipes, 2264 nucleotides. It is a transcript of the gene Vps16B, whose product is annotated as vacuolar protein sorting-associated protein 16B. Gene Ontology annotation, cellular component: cytoplasm. The transcript is spliced from 3 exons. The coding region runs from base 93 to 1349 and encodes 418 amino acids. Gene Ontology annotation, biological process: vacuolar transport; intracellular protein transport. The record is from RefSeq and is a predicted model, not a curated record. Lineage: Eukaryota; Metazoa; Arthropoda; Insecta; Diptera; Psychodidae.
CUUUAGUGGGUUCUGGAAGUUUGUUGACAAUAAUAAUUUCCAUUGCAAUAUUUCCUCAAUUUCUGCUUGUUUUUCACGAUUUUCACGCAAAGAUGAACGCCCAGGGAGAGGAUGAAGAUUACUGGAACGUCUCGGACAGCAAGGCUUACAACUUUGAUGAAGAUGACGUGACUUCCGAGGCGAGUUAUGAGGAUUUCCCACAAAGUGACUUUCCCCUGAAUCUCCUCAUCUCUGACCAGGAUCUCCAGAUGAUCCUCGAGGAGCAGUCCAGGCAAGAUGUUUUACCGCGCAAUGUGAGUCAGGAGGAGGAAUUGCGCUUCCUGCGUCGCAAAUUCCAGGAAGAACGCAAUCCUCCGCCCGCAUCUGUGAUACUCUCGCGCCUGCUGAUCGGCAGGCAUGUCCAGCUGGAGGUGUACAAGACGCUGGCACAAAAAACUGAGCUCCUGGAUGAGGCGAUCGCUUCCGGGAGUGGCGAUGCCAUCCUGCGAGUCGUGCUGUUCCUCAAUCGCACGCUCAAGCGAAGGAUCGUCUAUCAGCUGCUGCAGAGCCGGCCGGAGGCGGUGAGCCACUUCACGAACUACCUGAGCACGAGGCUGCAGGUGCAGGAGUGCGUGGAUCUGUGGACAAUGCUGGGGAAGCCGCACGAGGCGGCGAUGCUUCAGUAUCGACUGGCCGUGAGCACAAGCAAUGCGGAUCUGAAGCGACGGAAGCUGUCGAAGGUGCACAAUGACUACUUCCUGCAGCCCGGCGCGCCGAUCUUCCACACGCGCUUCGUGUCUGACCAGCUGAGUCUGCUGGAGUGGCAAGCGACGGAGGCGCUGGCGGACAAGACGGUGUUGGAGUCUCUCUACCACGCUUGCGAGCGACACAAGUGGACGGACAGCAAGUCACUGAGCCCGGGGAAUCCCUACAACAUGGCCAGGAAGUAUCAGAUCAGUGCGUCGCAGUUUGAGUGGAUUGCGCUGAAUGAGCGCGCGAGGAGCAAAGCGUGGAAGGAUUUGGACGCGCUGUUCGAGCGGAAGACGUUCAUCAAGUCCUCCUUCGCCAUCCACAUUCCGCUGGACAAGGUGGUGCUGCGGCUGCACCAGCUGGAGGCGCCCGUGCCGGUGCUGAACGCUUUUCUGGCCCGAAUCGACGACACGCCGAAGAGAUUGACGCUGGCCAGGAAGGUCGGCGCCGUGCGGAGUGUCAUCGACUGCCUGGUGGCGCUGAAGGACAAGGCGGAGCUGCUGACGGUGAGGAACAGCCUGGAGCAGGGAACGCCGGACAGAUUCUACGCCGACAACUGCCUCGAAGGCCUGAAUAGCAAGUGGUCGGCGGAGAGCAUAAAAGUGUCCAUCAAGAAAUGACCUGCGGCCCGAGAUGUUAUUUGUGGGCAGAAUUUUGAUGAUGAAUUACAUAUUUUUGCAACGUGACGCGGAGGAUUUUCAUUAACUCGUUUCAAUCUUUAUCAUUGAAGAUAUUUUUCCUUUAUUGUCCAAGAGAUUUGGCAUAAAUAACAUCCAAAAUUAUCACAUUCAUUAAUUGUUGGAUAGAAUUCACACGUUUUUUUUUUGCAAAAUGCACGCGUCUUUUUCCGCGGACAGAAUUUUGGUUUGAAAACAUCGAGAGAAACACGUAAAAACACUGAGAUUAGAACAGCGAAGAAUCUCACAUCUUCCAGUUCGUGGAGUUGGGCGUGUACAGCAGUGGCAGGAUCUUGCCCUGGGAUUCAUCUGCAAAGGAAAAUAAAGAGUCUUUCAUCUGGCUAUACUUCAGGAGAGCAACACAGCGAGGCAAAGGAGAAGAACAGAUUGAAGAUUCGCGGCUCUUCGUGCCCGAAACUAAUGAGUAAGGAAAAUUACCGGGUCUUGCUAACACUUGACCCACAUUGAGGGACGUUCGGGUCCCUCAGGGACUUUUUGGCGGGGCACAGGUCGUCCUCGGGGCCCGCGCCUACUUUUGCGCGGCGCCCCAGUGAAGCGAUCUGCCCAAUAAAUGCAGAAUACUCGAAAAUACGAAGAUUUUGUAGGUCUUUUUGCUAAGAAUAUUACUUUAAAGCGCAAUUGAAGCACAUUUUAACAGUUUUCUUUGGCUUGAGAACUGUUUUGAGGGUUUUGAGUGUCUUUUGUGACCAUUUAAGACGUUUUCAAUGAUAAUUUGAGUCUUUUCCGCUGUUAAUUGUGCUUUUCUUUCUCUAAAAGUGCCUCAGAAAUCGUAUUAAGAUUGAAAUUCAGAAGUUAUAUAGUCAAUUUCUUGAUAAUAUUCUGUUCAAGCUAUUCAAU